Molecule: messenger RNA, 2118 nt
Organism: Striga asiatica
Lineage: Eukaryota; Viridiplantae; Streptophyta; Magnoliopsida; Lamiales; Orobanchaceae
Source: the annotation of a GenBank genome assembly
GUCAAAUUCAGUUCUAACUCCAUAAAAAUUGAGUUGGAGCUAUUAGGACCUUUACAACUAACAUUGCAUAAGCAUUGGUAAUUGGUUAUUGACUAACUUUCUCUUACAGUUUCAUAAUUAACAGUUUUUGAAAUAAGCACAUUUUGCUAUGAUAGCAAUACCCAUUACCCACCAUUGUUCCCAAGAUUCAACUUUUUCCAUCACAGAGUACCUUUUUGCUCUUUACUCUUUUAUCCCAGAAAAACCUUCAAGUGGGUUCUUGAAGUUUCAAACUUUCUGUGAAGGAACCCUAAUCGGAAUCAAGAAAAUGAAAUUUGGUGUUACAGUUUUGGUGUUUUUCGCUGCUUUAGCGACCGCCCGUUUCAGCAAAUGCUCUACUGCUCUCAGCCCAGAUGGUUUUGCCCUGUUGGAACUGAAAGUCAGUUUGAAUGACACUGGAAACUUUCUGAGUGAUUGGAAUGAAUCUGAUGAAUUUCCUUGUAAAUGGACUGGUAUAGCUUGCAGCGGGCAAGACAAAAGAGUUAUAACUAUAAAUUUGCCACUCAAGCGUUUUCAAGGAACUAUACCCACUACAAUUUCUAAACUCGAUAAAUUACAAAGACUCUCACUUCGCCAGAACGAACUUCAUGGUAUCAUCCCGGGGGAAAUUUUCCAAUGUUCUGAACUAAAAGCCUUGUAUCUUCAAGCGAACAAUUUAGAAGGUGGUAUACCGUCAACUAUUGGAAACCUUACUCAUUUGCGUAAAUUGGAUUUGUCGAGCAAUUUACUGAAAGGUGUUAUACCUUCUUCUCUAGUUCGCUUAACGAAUUUAACAUAUCUAAACUUAUCAUCAAACUUCUUAACUGGUGAGAUCCCAAGUAUUGGAGCUCUAGCAAGGUUUGGGUUCACUUCGUUUCAUGGCAAUCACCAUCUUUGUGGCCUACAAGUGGACAAGCCUUGCAAAACAUCCCUCGGUUUUCCUGCCGUGUUGCCUCAUCCAGAAAGUGACGACACGAAAGAUCACAAGAGAUCGUCUCGUUAUGUUAAAGGUUUAGUUAUUGGCGCCAUGUCCAUGCUCGGCUUCGCCAUUAUUUUGCUUCUCGGCUUUCUCUUGAUUUUGUUGCUUACAAAGAAGGAAAGAGCUGCUAAGAAGUACACAGAAGUGAAAAAACUAGCUAAUCAAGAACCAAGAGCUAAGCUUAUUACAUUCCAUGGAGAUCUUCCAUACCCAUCUUGCGAGCUCGUGGAAAAAAUCGAGUCUCUUGAUGAGGAAGAUAUAGUGGGGGCAGGAGGUUUCGGCACCGUAUACAGAAUGGUCAUGAAUGACUGCGGAACUUUCGCGGUCAAGAAAAUUGACCGGUCAAGAGAAGGUUCCGAUCAGGUGUUUGAGAGAGAACUCGAAAUCUUGGGUAGCAUCAAACAUAUAAAUCUAGUAAACUUGAGAGAUAGUUUAGCCGAAGAGCGUUUGCUAAACUGGAAUGCACGUUUGAGAGUAGCUGUUGGUUCGGCCCGGGGAUUAGCUUACCUACACCACGAUUGCUCCCCAAAGAUAGUCCAUCGGGAUAUAAAGUCGAGCAACAUACUACUUGAUGAGAAUUUCGUGCCUCGUGUCUCGGAUUUUGGUCUUGCCAAGCUAUUAGUCGACGAUGAUUCUCAUGUCACGACUGUGGUUGCCGGCACAUUCGGCUAUUUAGCUCCGGAGUACUUGCAGAGAGGUAGGGCCACCGUGAAGUCGGACGUUUAUAGCUUUGGAGUGCUUCUCUUGGAGCUCGAAAUCGGAAAAAGACCCACCGACCCAUCUUUCGUCCAGAGAGGUCUGAAUAUCGUCGGAUGGAUGAAUGAGCGUUUGAGGGAAAAUCGGCUGGGUGUCGUGCUCGACAAAAGAUGCUCGGAUGCGGAUUUCGAGACGGUCAAGUUAGUUGUGCAAAUUGCUGCAAGAUGCACGAAUGCAAACCCGGACGAGCGGCCCACAAUGCAGCAAGUCCUGCAAAUGCUGGAGCAAGACCUGAUGACUUCUCCAUAUUUAAGCGAGUUUUACGAGUCGCAUUAGGACAAGUGAUGGUGACGUGGAACUUAUAAUAAACGUGUAAAUAUUCCCGGGUGAACUAAUUUGCAUUCACGCGUUUAUGUUUUUGAAUC